AUGAUUACAUUAAUACAAGUACUCGAACAGCCAAUUGUACGGGCGUCUUUUGCAGCGAGCUUCUCGAUGCUCGGUGGUGGCUUCUUUCUCUUUCGCUUUCAUCUCUACAAGGAUUCCACUGCAGCACAGUCUCAAUAUCAGACUCGACGACGAGAAAAGCAGACCAGCUGGUUCUUGACACUGGCAAGCAGCUUGGUCUGUACCAUUGUCUCGAUUCCCUUUGUGAUUCAGUUCUUUUGGGCUGAUCUUGACAUGGAAUUGCUUGGGACUGACAGCCGGUUUCAUACAGGGUUUGUCUGCUUUUUCAUAUCCUACCUGAUACUUGAUCUUGUCCUUGGGUCCAUCUACUAUCCCAAGCGGAUCUCAUGGAUGACAGGCUGGGUGCAUCAUCUGUUCUAUAUCUUCACGCUAUCUUGGUUCCUUAGGUUACAGAUAUCAUCGCUGUUUACUGUGACAUCCAUAUUAGAGCUACCUACACUGAUUCUUGCUGCCGGCUCCAUGGUGCACGAGUGGAGAUCUGAUUUGCUCUUUGGCUCGACGUUUUUUGUGCUUCGUCUCGUGGCUCACGCAUGGAUGAUGGUUGCUCUAAAAAGACAUCAUCGGAUCCAUUUUAUGUGGAUAGUGGCACUCGUUAUUUAUCCGUUGCACAUGUAUUGGUUCUAUGGCAUUGUGCAGAUACAGAUCAACAAGUUCAAGAGCCAUAGAAAGGCGAUUUUGACUUGA
Mucor velutinosus is the source of this 723-nucleotide messenger RNA. RefSeq lists its product as uncharacterized. Gene Ontology annotation, cellular component: plasma membrane. The record is from RefSeq and is a predicted model, not a curated record. Gene Ontology annotation, biological process: plasma membrane organization; membrane assembly; regulation of membrane lipid distribution. Lineage: Eukaryota; Fungi; Mucoromycota; Mucoromycetes; Mucorales; Mucoraceae. Bases 1 to 723 code for a protein of 240 amino acids. The transcript has 2 exons.